CCAUUCCAUACUAGCGCCGUAUAAAUGCGUUCAAAUAACCUUAAUUGGAAUACCGACUGACGUAUAAAUGCGUCCGAUAAUCUAUAGCGUGAAUACCGAGUGUCGCAAUAAUGCGCACCUGCAGAUGUAGCUCUGAAUGCCUAGCGACGCAAAAAUACGUCCGUUUUAAUUGGUCUCUAAAAUAAAGUUCUUUGUUUGCUGUCAGUUAUCAACCAAUGAAAAUUCUUGUUACAAAUGCUUUCUGAAACAGAAAGUAGAUUUUUUCCCAACUUCUUCCGGUCAUAACUUUGACAAAAUACGACGAGAACAGACACCUAUACAGAGCUUUUUUCAAUCAUGGAUUCCGAUUCUUCGGACAAUGAGAGUAAUUUCAGUGGAUUUGAAUCAGAUGAUUUACCAUUAGCAGAUUUAAUUGACUCGGAUGAUGAAUUUGAUGAUAGUGACAAGGAAAAUGAGUCUGUUGUAGAAGACGAAAAUUGGACUGUAAAUGAUCGUUCUGAUCGUUCGAAAAAGGCAUUCUGUGGACCUGAGCCUGGCCCAAGAUUCGAUCUUGACCCUGACCAGACUGAAUGGAACUUUGUUGAAAUGUUCUUUCCAAUGAUGUUAGUUGAACUUCUUGUUGAACAAACCAACUUGUUUGCAAGACAAAAAAUGGAAAUAAAACAUGACAAGUCAUGGCGACCUGUCAGUGUGAAAGAGAUGAUGGCAUGGCUUGGCAUCAGGAUCUAUAUGAGCAUUGUGCAACUACCUCAGAUGGCUAUGUACUGGUCAACGGACAUCUUGUAUGGGAACUUUAGCGUCCGGCGAAUCAUGACAAGGGAUCGGUUCAUGAAAGUCUUGCAGUACCUCCACUGCAAUGACAAGACCAAAAUGAAGCCCAAGGGACAUCCUGAGCAAGACAAACUGUUCUUGAUUCGGCCAUUUCUUGAUGUGGUGAAAAAAAUGUGUUUGACCCUGUACAAUCCUCACAGAAAUGUUUCGAUUGACGAGGCGAUGGUCAAGUUUCGCGGUCGUCUUGGAUUUCGACAGUUCAUGCCACUCAAACCAGCCAGGUACGGUGUGAAAGUGUGGGUACGUGCGGACCCAGUGAAUGGAUAUGUCAAUGAUUUCCAAGUUUACACUGGGAAGGAUGCUAACACGGCUGAAGUUGGGCUAGCAACAAGAGUUGUGUUGGACUUGAGCCAUGAACUUCGGGGGAAAUGGCACAUUGUGAAUGUGGACAAUUUUUUUACGAGUCCCAAGUUGUUUGAUGAACUUUUGAAACAAGAAACAUAUGCGCGUGGAACUGUUCGAUCUAAUAGAAAGGGCUAUCCUGUGAAACAGCUUGGAAAAAAAACUGUCAAAACGCAGGGGGACUUUGUUUUUGCUACAAAAGGUGAACAACUUGCCAGUGUAUGGAUGGACAAAAAGGCAAUUUACACGUUGUCUACAGCAGAAAACCCCAAAGACAUUGACGCAACAGUUCUGCGUAAAACACGAAGUGGUGAAGUUCAUGAAGUACAGGCCCCACGAACCAUCCCCGAGUAUAAUCAGAAUAUGAACGGGGUCGAUCAUGCGGACCAGAUGAGGACUGAGUAUCCCACAUUUCGCACAUCAAGAAAGUGGUGGACGUACAUGUUCUUUUUUCUGCUAGAUACAGCUAUCACCAACGGGUACGUCGUGAUGAGGGAAUCCCCUUUUCACCAGCAGAAGAGUAGAAACGGAAAACCCAAAGACCGCACAGUUCUGGACUUCAGAAUGAACUUGUCAAGGCAAUUGAUAGGAGACUAUUGCGACAAUGGGAGUGCUGUUGCAAAAUUGGCCACGGUAAAAGCAGGACAUUUCCCUGGACAGGCCGAAAAAAGAGGACGCUGUCGUCAGUGUGCAAAAGAAAAGAGACGGCGUGAGUGUCAUGUCAUUUGCCUUGAAUGUCAAGUGCAUAUCUGUGUUCCCUGCUUCAAGGACUGGCAUGUGGAUUUGGCCAACUCGAUGUAAAAAAAUAUGAUAGGACUAGAUGUUGUUCUUUGUGAACAAAAGAUGGAUUAUCAUUUCAAGUGAUCAGUAUUGAAUUUUGGAAAAUUACUUAUUUUAGAAUAGUUAUUUUUAUAAAAUUUAAUUUAUAAAGAUCUCAUAAACUUGAACAAACUUAUCUGUGACAUUAAUUAAUGUUCUUGAUAAUCUAUUUUUGUAUAGAUGCAUUUUCUUGUAUGUACUGUUAUUUUCAGGUAAUGGGUUAUGUAAAAAAUCUUGUUAUUAUUUAUAAGAGUAUAAUAUUGUUAUAUUUGAAAAAAACUUGUCAUAUUGUUUUUAUUUAAAAAUAUGUUUCUAUUUGUAAUGUGUUUCUAAUUUGAAAUAAUUAUGGUAGUGCCAGUGGAUAAACUAAUUAGGAAAUAAUUAAAUGGCUUUGUUCUGAUUUUAAUUACACUUUUACAUUUUAUCAUUUUCAUUGUCUUUAUGGGUAUUUAAAUAACAAUAAAAUGCCAAAUAUCUGUCUCAAAAUAUGUCAACCAAAUAACAAUACACUGCCUAAUUGACCCCUUUCACAUUUCACACCACUGACAAUAAACAGAUAAUCUGUCACUCAGGCAUACAGAGCAAAACAGGGUAUUGACUAUCCAGGUGCAGAUAAGGCUAUUACUGAUAGGGAUUGCCUAGAGAUAAGGCUGUAGUACGGAAUG
Messenger RNA from Dreissena polymorpha, 2657 nucleotides. RefSeq names its product piggyBac transposable element-derived protein 4-like. The record is from RefSeq and is a predicted model, not a curated record. The transcript is spliced from 2 exons. NCBI's taxonomy places the organism in Eukaryota, Metazoa, Mollusca, Bivalvia, Myida, Dreissenidae. Bases 337 to 1974 code for a protein of 545 amino acids.